UGAAUCUGCUGGCGGGCCGCGGGAAGGUGGGCACGGACUGCGAGCGGGGUGUUGCGACUAAAUAGGCUCAGCUGCAGCUCCGGUGCCUGGCGCGGAGCGGGCGCGGCACUGCUCUCUCGGAGUGGGCGGUGGCGCGGGCGCAGGGCCCAGCAGCAGCUGGCAGGAUGAGUCUACAUAUCUUAAAUGACGAAAAUGUCCCCAGUGAAAAAAAUGCAGAAAACUGCGACUUCCUGUUUUCACAACCAGAACUUACCGGAAGAUCCUCUGUUCUUCGUCCAUCGCAGAAAGAAAAUGUUCCCCCCAAAAACCAGGCCAAAGUGGCAAAGGUGACUUUUCAGACUCCUCUGCGGGAUCCACAGACACACAAGAUCUUAAGUCCUAGUAUGACCAGCAAACUUGAGGCUCCUUUUGCUCUGGACGAUAGUGUUGGAUUAGAAAACUGUCCCUACAUCUGGCUACAGAAAGAGAACCAACAGUUCACCAGGGAAGUAGACAAAACAGCUACCAGUGGAGUUCUCCAGAAGCAAGCAAGCAUUGAUGCUUCUCUGGGAAAUGAAAACUCGGCCUUUGAAGGCAGUGGUUCCAACAAGCAUGGCUCAGCCCCACUAGAUGACCUCAGUUACUCAAGUUCUUCCCAGAGCCCAGGAAGUCCUAAAAACCUGGUGGCCUCUCCAGGACAAUGGCCUGACAGCCCUGGUCAAGCCUUGAAGGAAGGCAUUAGUAUUUAUUCCUCAGAUAAAAGCAUUCCAUCUACCUGUGAGAUCCUAGAAGACCCUGCUGAGACAGUAUCCCCACACACGGAGGAGGCUUCUCCUGGAACCCUGGGAGAAAGCUCAUCCCUAGCUGCCUUGCCUGUAGCUGCUGCUUCAUCUGGUCCAAGCUCUGAAAGCCCUCAAAGAACAACAUCCCCCACAGACCUGGCUGAUGAGGCCCCAGCCUGCCCCAAGGAUGUAGAUAUCCUUGAGCCAACAAUGGACAUCCAGAGCCCUCCCCACGUGUGUUCAUCUGGUUCUGAGAACUCAGUCCCGGCUGGCCCUCUACAGGCUAGUGGGGCCACAGACCCAAGUCCUCAGGAAGAAGCCACUGGCCAAAUGGUCAUCCAUUCAAGGAAUGACUCCAUAAGGCUAGAAUUUGACUUCUCUGAUGAUACCACCAAAAGGGUGUCUCCACCAAAGAGACUGGCUCUUGCUGGCCUCCAGCCUUUCCUGAAGGAAUCAGAUGCCAGGCAGGAACAGGCCCCCAAAGAGGCAGAAGAAAGCGAUAGGGCCGGAGAGAAGGUUGAGUGUCUGCAGCCUGUUUCCCAUGGCUCUUACCACCUCGACUGGGACAAGCUGGAUGACCCAAACUUCAAUCCAUUUGGAGGUGACUCUAAGCCUAAGGACAAAAAGGCUCAGCUCCUGGAAAGCCCCAAGAGCAGGUCAGCUGCUGUGGCUGAGCAGCAAAGUGCCAGACCUACAGACAUGGAGAACUCUGCCAGCCAUCAGCUGCCUCCAGCCCCAGCGGAUACGCAGCAUUUGGUAGAGAUGGCAGCCAAGAGCUCAAGAGCAGAAGGCAGGGUUCAGGAGGGAAUCUUGAAUUCCUCAGGCACUUCAGCUCUUAUAAGUUGUCUGGGCAGUGAGCUGAUGGCGCCUUCUACUGAGCCAGUGCCUGAGCCAUCUCAACAGGGACCAGAGACUACCUUGGACCUGAAGGAGGAGAGCUUCAGAGACCCAGCAGAAGUUCUAGGUACCAGUGCGGAAGUGGAUUAUCUGGAGCAGUUUGGAACUUCCUCGUUUAAGGAGUCAGCCUGGAGGAAGCAGUCUUUGUACUUGAAAUUCGACCCCCUUCUGAAAGACAGCCCUCUGAGGCCAGUGCCAGUGAUCUCCUUAACAAACAGUACACAGGAUAGAGAUGAGCCUGUUGCAGAAAAUCCGCUGGAAGCCAAGCUUGUGGAAUUGGAUUUCUUGGGAGCUUUGGAUGUUCCUGUGCCAGGCCCGCCCCUGUGUGUCAUUGAGCCUGGAGGUCUCCUGCCUGCUGGACCUAUUGUCGACAUGCUUCAGUACAGCCAGAAAGACCUGGAUGCAGCGGUGAAUGCAGCACAGCAGGAGAACCUGGAACUGAGAAGCAAGUGUGAGGAGCUCAACACGAAGUACCUGGAGAUGGGGAAGAUUGUGGAUGGGUUUGAGAAGAUUGUGUACCAGUCAAUGGAGGAAGCUGAGAAACAGAAAGAACUUGCCCAAGACAAAAUCCAGAAAGUUCUCAGAGAGAAAGACCAACUAACUGCAGACCUGAGCUCCAUGGAGAAGUCCUUCUCUGACCUUUUCAAGAGAUUUGAGAAGCAAAAGGAGGUGAUUGAAGGCUACCGCAAGAAUGAAGAUUCACUGAAGAAGUGUGUUGAGGAAUACAUAGUGAGGAUUGAAAAGGAGGGACAGAGGUACCAAGCGCUGAAGGCCCAUGCCGAGGAGAAGCUCAGACUAGCAAAUGAAGAGAUCGCCCAAGUACGCAGCAAGGCCCAAGCAGAGGCACUGGCCUUCCAGGCGAGCCUGAGGAAGGCACAGAUGCAGAUCCACUCUCUGGAGAAGACUGUGGAGCAGAAGACUAAAGAAAACGAUGAGUUGACUAGGCUCUGUGAUGACCUCAUCUCUAAGAUGGAGAAGAUCUGACAAGAGCCUCAGCCAACACCAACCUGUCCUGUCUGUCUCUAGUCCAUCUGGUUUGUCUCUUAGCUUUGUGUUCUUUUAACCCUCACUCUUUUCUAAACUACUUUGCUUUUAAAAGAAGACUAAAUAAAGUUUCCUAAUUUCAGAUUCUUAAA
This is a messenger RNA of Nannospalax galili (Upper Galilee mountains blind mole rat), 2794 nucleotides long. It is a transcript of the gene Tacc3, whose product is annotated as transforming acidic coiled-coil containing protein 3. The record is from RefSeq and is a predicted model, not a curated record. NCBI's taxonomy places the organism in Eukaryota, Metazoa, Chordata, Mammalia, Rodentia, Spalacidae. Gene Ontology annotation, cellular component: cytoplasm. The coding region runs from base 165 to 2642 and encodes 825 amino acids. Gene Ontology annotation, biological process: cerebral cortex development; mitotic spindle organization; cell population proliferation. The transcript is spliced from 16 exons.